AUGCCCAAUCCCAUGUCCAUCUUCGGCUUCGGCUUCGGCUUCGCGUCUGUUGCCGCCGCUAUCCAGAUUCCCAUGUUCAGUUCCCAUUCCCCGACCACCUCAAUUCACGAUCGUAUCAACCAUGUACUUCCUGCGCUUGAAGAUAUCAUGGAAAUUGGUGGAACAGCAGGCGUUUCUAUUGGCGUCAUGGCCGAGGGCCAAGUUCUUAUUGAGCGCCAUCUCGGGUACGCUGAUGUUGAGGCCCGUAAGAGGGCCGACUCUGGCACACGGUAUCCUUUGGGUUCAUUAACAAAGGCCUUUGUUGCAACAACUGUUGCGAAGCUGGUCGAUGAUGGUCUUCUGAAAUGGGAUGAUCCCAUUACCACCUAUAUUCCCGGGUUAUCUCUCAAGUCGGAUGACACACUGGCCACCGAUUAA
Fusarium pseudograminearum CS3096 is the source of this 417-nucleotide messenger RNA. RefSeq lists its product as uncharacterized. Lineage: Eukaryota; Fungi; Ascomycota; Sordariomycetes; Hypocreales; Nectriaceae. The coding region runs from base 1 to 417 and encodes 138 amino acids. The record is from RefSeq and is a predicted model, not a curated record. The transcript has a single exon.